UUUAGUGGUUUUGUGAGGUGAAUUUUGACCCCUUGGGAAUGCUGUAGUUCAGUAAGAAGAAGGGUAUGGAGGCAAAUAGAAGACUAGACGAACAGCAGCAAGUAAGAAGACAAAGAAUGCAAACAUUCCAAGAUGUAUUCCAGAAGGUGGAGAAGAUUGGAGAAGGCACCUACGGAGUAGUAUAUAAGGCCAGAAACAAACAGACUGGCCUGUUAGUUGCUUUGAAGAAGAUCCGUCUAGAUUCGGAGACAGAAGGCGUUCCCAGUACAGCAAUCAGAGAAAUCUCUCUGCUGAAAGAAUUGAAACAUCCAAACAUAGUGAGGCUUCUUGAUGUGAUACAUAGUCAGAAGAAACUCUAUCUAGUCUUUGAAUACCUGGAUCAGGACCUUAAGAAGUACAUGGACUCAUCUCGUACAGGGGAGCUGCCUUUAAGUUUGGUCAAGAGCUAUCUUCAUCAACUUCUACAAGGUGUGAGCUUCUGUCACUCCCACAGAGUCAUUCAUAGAGAUCUGAAGCCACAGAACUUGCUUAUAAAUGAAAUGGGGGCCAUCAAACUAGCUGAUUUUGGCCUAGCUAGAGCCUUUGGUGUUCCGCUGCGUACUUACACUCAUGAGGUUGUAACCUUAUGGUAUCGGGCUCCUGAAAUUUUACUGGGUUGUAAAUACUACUCAACAGCUGUGGAUAUCUGGAGCAUUGGCUGCAUAUUUGCUGAAAUGGUGACCAGAAAAGCCUUGUUUCCUGGGGACUCUGAAAUUGAUCAGCUCUUCCGCAUUUUCCGCACUCUUGGUACACCUACUGAAUCAUUGUGGCCAGGAGUGACUCAGCUUCCUGACUACAAAGGGAAUUUCCCAAAAUGGCCAAGAAAAGACAUGAAGGUGCUAAUUCCAAACUUAGACCGAGAUGGAAGAGACUUACUUGUUCAACUCCUACUGUAUGAUCCGAACAGGCGCAUCUCAGCCAAAGCAGCUUUGACCCACCAAUAUUUCUGGCAGACUCCGCCGCGGGAUACCAAAGAGCAAUGUGUGGUAGAGCGGUAUGGCCCAUGAGAGGAGGCAGCUCUGGGCAGUGCUUCACUGAAAUAGCCCUCUGGAUUAACCCUUCCUAAUAACUGAGCAAGGGAGUAGCUUGCAGUUGGAAUUGGAAUGGCUGUAGAGGGUGAAACUUGUUCAUUCUGGUUUAGAUGUUCUCAGGCUUUUCCUGGGGUUAAUAUUAUAUUCAUAUAGAUUUUAACUGUUCUAAAUGGUACGGCUCCUUAUGAUGGCUGUUACAUGUUCUUUCAAAAUAGACAAACUUGGUGUUCUUCACACUUGAUGAGGAGAAAUGUGACCUGGUAAGAUUGCUGUCUAUUUGAAGUGAUGGAAUGGGGCAAAAGUUUAGCUAAAUCCAACGUCAACAACCACCUAUAAUUUGAUCUUUGCUGUGGUCCAGAUAUUGCAUCACAGACAUUAUAGAAAUUUAGGUGGCACAGCCUGCAAAAGGUACAGUGCCACAGGGGAUAUCAUGACAUUUACUUCCCUCUUAUUAAUAUGAUAGCUUUUGGCUGGGGGUUCACCACACUGGUGGUGAUUAACCAUGCUCAAGAGGACAUUGUGGGGGAACCAGACAUUAUGGAACCACCCAGAAAUGCAAUAGAUUGUACUUUCUUUUUGUAUCCUUCAUCAGCAUACCUUUUUACGGUAGGAAACUUUUCCCCUCAAACUAGAACAAGAAAUCAGUUUAAAAGGCCCAAACACCCUCAUAUGUUAAGGAUGGACUUUUUGGAGACGUGAUUGGGCUUUUCAAGGAUAUUAAGAGUUUUCAAUUCUAAUUUAAUGAGAAUGUGAACAUUUUUGAUCAUCAGUGUGCCAAGGGAAAGGCUGAAUGAGCUAGAUAGUGCAGGUUGUCAAAUAAUAACUAUUAAUAUUAAUAACUUCAUUUGCCAACCUUGCACUACACGAGGUUGGAUCCACAGAUGCUUUGCUCAUGGAACGCUCCUGCUUAUAGAAAGAGGGAGAGAUUCCUUCUCUCUCUCCUCUGAUGCCCACUGAAAAUGUUCUGAAGGGCUGGGGGACCCUCUGGAAUAUUUUAGGAGGUUGUAGAGGAAAUUAGUGAAAAUUCCCUCCCCCCUUCUGUCUACUUGGAUCAAAAUCACUGUUUAGUUAUAGGUUUAUUUUUUAAAACCUUGCUACUGGUGUUUUAAGUCAUUUUCAUCAUAAACUGUUAAUGUUAUUGUAGUUGUUUUUGUACGCACUACAUAAAACAAA
This is a messenger RNA of Rhineura floridana, 2243 nucleotides long. RefSeq names its product cyclin dependent kinase 3 (gene CDK3). Gene Ontology annotation, cellular component: cytoplasm; cyclin-dependent protein kinase holoenzyme complex; nucleus. Gene Ontology annotation, molecular function: ATP binding; cyclin binding; cyclin-dependent protein serine/threonine kinase activity. Bases 66 to 1046 code for a protein of 326 amino acids. The transcript is spliced from 8 exons. Gene Ontology annotation, biological process: regulation of gene expression; G1/S transition of mitotic cell cycle; regulation of G2/M transition of mitotic cell cycle. The record is from RefSeq and is a predicted model, not a curated record. Lineage: Eukaryota; Metazoa; Chordata; Lepidosauria; Squamata; Rhineuridae.